Sphenostylis stenocarpa is the source of this 573-nucleotide messenger RNA. NCBI's taxonomy places the organism in Eukaryota, Viridiplantae, Streptophyta, Magnoliopsida, Fabales, Fabaceae. The record is from the annotation of a GenBank genome assembly.
AUGGAAUGGAUGAGAGCAUUAUUUCUACAUGGCCUUUGGGAAAUGAGUGAUCUACGUGAUUCACGAUCACUUCUUGAUUUAAUGAAGAUAAAACUGAUUGAUCCUUGGGGUGAGGUUACAUAUGAAAACUUGUCCUUAUUAUCAAAUUUAUGUCAUUCACGACUCUUCAUUUUACUUCAGGCAGGACCACUGGCUGCUUAUUACAAGCUACCUCUUAAUCAGGUGCUCGUGUUCCAUGAUGACAUGACCUUGCCAUGUGGGGUGCUUCGUCUUCACAAUAAAGGUGGUCAUGGAAGCCACAAAGGGCUGAAGAGUGUGAUCUAUCACUUCAGAGGAAAUAGAGAAUUUCCUAGGCUGAGAAUUGGGAUUGGGAGUCCUCCUGGGCAAAUGGAUCCUAAAGCAUUUUUGCUUCAAAAGUUUAAUUUAACAGCUAGACAGCGAAUUGAUGAGGCUUUGCAAGAGGGAGUUGAUGCCUUGAAGCUCCUUUUAUCUAAAGGUUUGACAGAGAGUGCAAAAAAAUUCAACAAAGAGCAAAAGUAUAAGCACUUAAGAGUGCAAAACUUACCAGUUUGA